This is a messenger RNA of Kazachstania africana CBS 2517, 120 nucleotides long. RefSeq lists its product as uncharacterized. The transcript has a single exon. Lineage: Eukaryota; Fungi; Ascomycota; Saccharomycetes; Saccharomycetales; Saccharomycetaceae. The record is from RefSeq and is a predicted model, not a curated record. Bases 1 to 120 code for a protein of 39 amino acids.
AUGUUUAGUCAGGACAUGAGACUACUACUUUACGUAUUUGCUUUAAGUUUCAUUACUUAUUACGGUAUUCACAGAACUGUCAUGAACAGAUACAAAUUCUUUGUCCCUAAUUUACAAUAA